Molecule: messenger RNA, 467 nt
Organism: Anastrepha ludens (Mexican fruit fly)
Lineage: Eukaryota; Metazoa; Arthropoda; Insecta; Diptera; Tephritidae
Product: vitelline membrane protein Vm26Aa-like
Exons: 1
Coding region: 67-354 (95 amino acids)
Source: RefSeq, a predicted model, not a curated record
UAAACUAUCAGUUCACUUCAGUAGCUUCAUAGUCCAAGUUAUUACAAGAAACUCACAAAACUCACUAUGAAAUUCUUCGUUUACAUUACUUUGAUCGCCGCCAUCUUCAGCGUUGUCUUGGCUGGCCCAGUUAGUAGUGGCAGUUCUGCGUCUGCCGACAAAGAAGCGGCAGCCGAACAGAAUGCACAAGGCGUUCACCUCCAAAAUAUGUUCGAUUUGAGCCGUUUCCGUAAAUCAGCUUAUGGGGGUGGUGCCAGCAGCAUUCCAGCACCGCUUUGCCCGCAGAACUACCUUAUCAGCUGUCAACCCAACUUGGCACCAGUCGCUUGUGCUCCACCUCCACGUGGUUAUUAAGCAAUGAUGACAAAUGGCAAUGAAUACAUGGAAAUCGAGCGGAGGAAUAAGUAAUAAAUGUCCACGGUUUAGUACUUAUGAUUUGAAUAAAUAAAAACAAAAUUUUAAUUGAA